Molecule: messenger RNA, 4772 nt
Organism: Biomphalaria glabrata
Lineage: Eukaryota; Metazoa; Mollusca; Gastropoda; Planorbidae
Product: BTB/POZ domain-containing protein KCTD5-like
Exons: 7
Coding region: 559-1188 (209 amino acids)
Biological process (GO): proteasome-mediated ubiquitin-dependent protein catabolic process; protein homooligomerization
Cellular component (GO): Cul3-RING ubiquitin ligase complex; cytoplasm
Molecular function (GO): cullin family protein binding
Source: RefSeq, a predicted model, not a curated record
CUAUGGCAGGCUAUGGAGUAAAAGUUGAUAUUACAUGAUCAAAUUUUAAAACAAUAUCAAAAUACUUUAUUUUUCUUUUAUAUUUUUCUUUAAUGAAUUUAUUUUUUACCGACAAUUAAACAAUAUUAUAGUAAGAUUAAAUAUUGACCAAUAAGUAUAAGCAUAAUUAUAGCUCAGAUUUGGCCAUGGAAAAAAAUAGCUGAUCUAACAAAUGCUAAGAAUUCUGACAUGCUUACUUCUGUCUUAUGUUGCCAGAGAACAAAAUUAGUUAUCUAUAUUCGAUAAAUUAUUAGAAUUUACAUAGAUCUACAAUUUUCUUGGCGAAAAAUCUUAAAAUCUAUCAGAUCUAUAUCUAUAGAGGUUUAGAAUCUACACAAUUCUUAGUCUAAUUACUAACAACAAAAGUCUGCAAUAGAAACUAAAGCAAAGAGUUGACGUUUUCGAUGUCUUGUCUAGGAAUAGGAUCAUCAUUACAUCUUCUACUCAACAACAUUGACAACAACAUUGUUAGGAUUCUAGUGUAAAAAAAAUCACCUAAAUAAAGAACUUUGAAGUGAAAUGGCUGUAAAUAAUAACCAUGGAAAUGGAGUUAUGGAAACAGAUUGCAGAAAAAGUGAAUGGGUUCGAUUGAAUGUUGGAGGAACAACGUUUCUAACUACUAGGACAACUCUUGGUAGAGAUCAGAAGUCAUUUUUGUACAGACUUGUUCAGGAAGCAUCAGAUCUUAAUACAGACAAGGAUACUGAUGGAGCUUUCCUUAUUGACAGAGAUCCUUCCUAUUUUGGACCUGUUUUAAAUUUUCUUCGACAUGGCAAACUUGUGAUGAAUAAAGACUUGGCAGAAGAAGGUGUCUUGGAGGAAGCAGAGUUUUAUAACAUAACAGAUUUAAUCAAGGUUGUGAAGGAUAGAAUCGCAGAACGAGAUGCUAAAUUGAAUCAGACAUUCAUGAAGAAUGUUUACAGGGUAAUGCAGUGUUCAGGUCAAGAGCUGACUCAGAUGGUGUCCACUAUACCUGAUGGGUGGAAGUUUGAGCAGCUACUCAAUAUAGGCUCUCAUUACAACUAUGGCUCUGAAGAUCAUGCAGAGUUCUUAUUUGUUGUCUCCAAAGAGUGCCCUACUGUUUUAAAUGGCACAGAUGAGCCAUCAGAUAGAGCCAAGGUAUUACAGUUAAAAGGCACCAGGAUCUGAUCUACCAAUGGUGAAGGAACUCUCCCUGUAGACCCCACCUUGAAGGCAUUCAUCUUGCAAUGAAGAUUGAAAAGCUCUUUGUCAAUGUCCAAAUGUUCACCUCUUGUGCACCAUUUUCUCAACCUCCCCAUUUCUUUAAAAUGUUUCUUUUUGACAAUAAAUCUGUGUAGCAAUCACUUAUUGAUAUUUUGUCAGUUUCAAAUUAAAUUCUGAAUUGAUAUGGGUAAAACAUUUUUUUUGGCAAUAAAAACAAAACCAACCUAUUAAAAAAAGUUUUAAUUGAUGCAUAGAAUUUUCAAUAUGCUAGAUCUAGUUGUUACUCAGCUAAAACAAUUUUUGUAUAAGAAAGAUUACUAAUACCUAGGUUAAUAGCAUGUUGUAGAUAUUCAUGAUUGGAAAUAUUUUUUUUUUUAUAGCAGUUCACUUUCAUUGUUAGGUGUAAAUUUUUUAUAUUUAAGCUUACGUCUAAAUCUCACCAUGUUAGAGCAAUAUCUAAUACAUUUAUGAAGCUGUCAUUUUAAGAAGAACAGUUUUUUAUCAUCAUGCCAUAGUUUUUGUUUUGUGUACAAUUAACUUUGAGAAAUCAUUGCCUUAAAAAAUAGUAUGGCAUUUCCCAAUCAAGCUAUGACAUGGCCAUAUGUAUUUGUUGAGGAAUACAAAAUAUUCAAGUAAGUUUAUGUGAGAAAUAAUCAAUGAUCAUUAUGAUGGAAGAAAUCAAUUAACAAUUAAUACUAAUUACAAAAUAAUAUUCCAUGAUUCAGUAAAUAAUCAAUAUGGACAUAUUUGUCAAAAUAUUUCUAUUUUAUGAAGGAAGUUGAAAAAAACAAAAUUAUUGGGGAAAGUAUUGCUAUUGAUUUUAGUGAGGACUAAAUCUAUUUCAGUUUUAUAUAUCCUUCUUUAAAAGAAUAUAAAACUUGUUGUUUUUUCUUUAGUUUGAAGACUCAUACUAUUGUGUGAUAGAAGACAGAAACAGAUAGUAUAAUAUAAGCAUUUGUUUGCGUUCCGUCACUCUGAGUUGUGUGAAGUGUGUUCCAUUCCUUUUUAGAUUCUCCACUUAUGUUCUUUCAUUCAUCAAGAAUCUGACCUAAUAAAAGGUAACCAAUGAUAACAAAAAAAGUGGACAUUUGUUUGUUUUUCUAUCCAAUUCCAAACAACUACUUUGAUUCUCAAUGUCAUUUUACAAAUAUAUUUAUUCUAGAUUUCUCUUUUAGAUGUUGUUAUUCUAGAUUUCUCUUUUAGAUGUUGAAAUGAGCACUGUUGGGAUUGGAUACAUCUUGUCCAGAAUGAUACUAUUUGGAUGCAACGAAACACAUUUUUGAGUCUAGGCUUAGAUGGAUAUAUUAUCAUUGUUUCACAAUGUUCAAACAAAAAGCUCUGGUUACCUUUCUACUAAUGUCCACAUACUUCAGUUCCAUUGUUCAUUGGUUCAUAUUUGUCUAUGUUUUCUCAAUACAUCUCCACAGAAUGUUAUUUAUUGCAGUUUUCCUCAUGAACUUUAAAAAAAAAUUAUAUAUAUCUUUAUGUAUAUUUAUAUCCCAUAAUAUAUCUCUAAAGCAUGAUUUUGUGUCAGUGAGAUCAUUUUUAUUUUUGUUCUUGGUCUCUGCCAAAAUCAAAGUUAUCCCACCUUAAAUAGUUGUUUUUUUUUUCCUUUCAAUGUUUUUUUUUUUUCCCCUUGUUUUUAAGUCUGUGCAAUAAAAUUAUAAAAUGUUAUUAGAGUUACACAAAAAUAAUGAUACUAUGUCUUCUUAAUCUGUAUUUCUCCAAUACUAAAGUGUGUAACUGUCUUCUUAAUCUGUAUUUUUCCAAUACUAAAGUGUGUAACCGUCUUCUUAAUCUUUAUUUCUCCAAUACUAAAGUGUGUAACCGUCUUCUUAAUCUGUAUUUCUCCAAUACUAAAGUGUGUAACCGUCUUCUUAAUCUGUAUUUCUCCAAUACUAAAGUGUGUAACCGUCUUCUUAAUCUGUAUUUCUCCAAUACUAAAGUGUGUAACCGUCUUCUUAAUCUGUAUUUCUCCAAUACUAAAGUGUGUAACCGUCUUCUUAAUCUGUAUUUCUCCAAUACUAAAGUGUGUAACCGUCUUCUUAAUCUGUAUUUCUCCAAUACUAAAGUGUGUAACCGUCUUCUUAAUCUGUAUUUCUCCAAUACUAAAGUGUGUAACCGUCUUCUUAAUCUGUAUUUCUCCAAUACUAAAGUGUGUAACCGUCUUCUUAAUCUGUAUUUCUCCAAUACUAAAGUGUGUAACUGUCUUCUUAAUCUGUAUUUCUCCAAUACUAAAGUGUGUAACCGUCUUCUUAAUCUGUAUUUCUCCAAACUAAAGUGUGUAACCGGCUAUUACAUAAAAAAUGUUUCUGUGCCUCAAGGGGUUUAGUGGUGUGAUGUUUUGCUAAGUUUGAUGAAUUGAAUGAUUCUAGUCGGAGAUUUUGUUUUGCUUUAGUUAGUCAUGUCCACGUCUCAUUUUUGUAAUACAAGUUGGCUACUAUUAACUUUCAGUAGGGUAAAGAUGUCAUUUCUGUUGUGUAAAUAUCCUUGUGUUUGUCUUUAGUCUGCAGGUAAUGAAGGUAUCUUGUGUUGACUACUUUCUGUUGAGAUAUUUUUGUAUUAUGCAAUCGAUUAUUACUGACGAUGACAUGAAAGUUAAUAUAUGUUUCUUGGAAGGCAAUAAUUAGCCUGUUUUUGUUUUUUUUUUUUUGCUUUGAUUCAUCCUUCAGGUUGUCUUAUAAGAAAUCAGUGUACAGUACAAUUUUUAAAGCUAUAUUUUUGUACGCAAUUAUUUUUCAUCCUUUUUAUUUUGUUUCCAGAGUUACUUAUAUAUUUCUAUUGAUUGGGUUGUAUAUUUUGUUUUUUCUGUGUCUUGAACUCUAGCAGAUAAAUUUAAUAUGGAUGUAAAUAUGAUUGAAUGAACAGAAAAAAGUGAAUGGUAUGUUCCAAUUCCUCCUCUCUGGUACUCCUCUACUCUGCAUAAAUAUGCAAAACUGCAAGGCCAUCAUAUUAGUUGGUGACACUUGUAUAACAAUUGUUAGAUUUUGUUCAGAUUAGAGAUACUACUUCUGUGCCAUUUUUUAAUUUAAUAAUUUAAAAAUAAUUUAGCACAUAAAUAAACAUUGUACAAUUUUAGUCAUUGCUGAUAAUGAAAAAAAGAAAUUAGAAGUUUAAUGGGCAUAUGGUUCAAAAUAUGUUUUUUUACCCUAAGUCUAACCUCAAAUUAAUAUUAGUGAAUUAUUAUAAAAUAUGAAUAGUAUAUGUGAUGUGAGAUUUUAAAUAAAUUUUAAUAUUGUUAUGCAAAUGAUUUGAACUAUAUUUUUGACUGUUUAUUGUGCACAUUAAAACCCCAUGAUUUUAUUUUCAAAACUUUCAUCAGUCAUAUUACACCUUGCACCAGAUCAACUAAUAUUGGUUGCUCAAAUUCAGAUGCUUUUCCUAAAACGUAUAGUGCUGCCUCACCUAGGCUACUUAGAGCAAUUUAAGGAAUAUUUGUUGUGAGUGGCAAGCAGAGAUCUUUAUGUUGAAUCAAUUAUACAUAGGAAAAUGUAAUUGAAGCUCUAAUAAAUAGGCUGAGCAUUUGGGCAGAAUUUUUUCUUCUUAAA